This is a messenger RNA of Toxotes jaculatrix (banded archerfish), 1027 nucleotides long. RefSeq names its product brain expressed, associated with NEDD4, 1 (gene bean1). The coding region runs from base 1 to 933 and encodes 310 amino acids. Lineage: Eukaryota; Metazoa; Chordata; Actinopteri; Toxotidae. The transcript is spliced from 5 exons. The record is from RefSeq and is a predicted model, not a curated record.
AUGGGAAUUAAACCCACGGGCUCUCAGCGAUGGCACGGACGCUCUAACCGCAGGUCCUGCCUGCCCGGCUACAAACUUACGUAUAUAGCCGCUCUGUUUGGUAGAGACCAGUUGAAGUUGGCUUCCUGCCUGUUGAGAUGUGCCAAUAGGAAACACAGUGAACAGGGGUUCAUGCUGAUGAAAUUGAUCUGCUCAGUGAGCUCCAACCAGAGCCAUGGGGAGUACCCAGACUGCCGCAGUGAGAGGGAGUCGGGAGGGGAGGCGUCUCUCCUGGUGUCUCCGCUGGUGGUGGCGGGGAUCGUUAUAGGUCUGGUCCUCUUCCUCUCCUGCAUCACCAUCAUCGUCGGCAGCCUGCGCAAAGACAGUCGGCUCCGAAACCCACACCUCAGAGCUAGUUACGGACCAGAUGGUUUUUCCUAUGGAGGUUCAGUGGGAGAACUGAGGUCUACCUGCUUAGAAGACUUUCCUCCUGGUUUAGACUUUGACUCAUACAGAGAGACUCUAUCGCAGGUCAACAACCUGUACCCAGACUCACCUCCACGUUACGAUGAGUGUGUUGGCCCUGGUUCGACUCAGAUCUACAUACCUACAGAUGACCCACCUCCUUAUUCCCUAUUGGACCCCUUUCAGAGAGGGCCAGAGCAGGAGGAGCAGCCUGGCUACACCAGUCCAGAUCCUUCUCCAUACUGUGGAGAGACCUCAGCCAGCGCUGGCUGGUUCUCCCCCUCCCACUACCCUCUGGGACUGCAGGAGCAGGAGCCUCAGCACAUCGCAUCCAUCUCCUUCCCACUGGAGGCGGCUCCACCUUAUGAGUCGGUGUUGGCCGAGCAGGGACAUCCCCUCCCUCUCAUGCCAUGUGACCUUUAUAAACACCAGUCAGAGAGGGGCGGCGAUGGCAGCUCCCAGCAACCCGGGGCGAGCCAGAUCUUGUAGGACAAUUUAUCUGUUUCUCUCACCUGUGCUGCUGGUUCUCCCCAGCUGCAUUAAGCAACACUUGCGGUGUGGGGAAGAAAAUGGCUGUUAGGAG